CGUUUCCCUUCACGAUGGCCAACAGCAGCGGCGGCGGGUACACCAUUCCCACGGGGACCCUGAGCAUCCUUCCCAUCGCGGCGAACGCCCAGCUGCCGACCAUCACGACAACGGCCAGUGGCUACGAGCCCAAUGACGUCAUCACCACGAUCCCCGUCUCGCUCUCCAUUCAGCGCUUCCCCUCGUCCCUGUCCAUCGUGGACCUGGCCCAGGAGCAGGACGGCUACAGCAACAGUGGCUCCAGCAACGGCAUGACCGUGGGGCCAGGUGCGGGCGGCGGCAUCACCACCACGGCCCUCCUGUCCGUGAAGCCCCUGAACGGCAGCGGCAACGGCAACAUUUCGCCGAACAACAGCUUCAGUCUGAGCUUCAACCUGCAGGACCCCACAGUGCGCUCCUCGGUGCGUUCGGCAGGAGCCCCCACAGUGGAUACAGUGGACAACUCUUCAUCCGGUGGCACGAUCGCCCUGCCCCAGAGCGGCGCCACGGCAACGGCAACGGCCACGAGUGCUACCUCAACCCUCGCCAAACACAGUCCCGAGGCCAAGACAGGAGAGGUCUAUGUCUGAGCGGAGG
Molecule: messenger RNA, 576 nt
Organism: Drosophila miranda
Lineage: Eukaryota; Metazoa; Arthropoda; Insecta; Diptera; Drosophilidae
Exons: 2
Coding region: 15-569 (184 amino acids)
Source: RefSeq, a predicted model, not a curated record